This is a messenger RNA of Schistosoma haematobium, 4045 nucleotides long. Its product is annotated as Cilia- and flagella-associated protein. The record is from RefSeq and is a predicted model, not a curated record. The transcript has 19 exons. Bases 791 to 3157 code for a protein of 788 amino acids. Gene Ontology annotation, cellular component: motile cilium. NCBI's taxonomy places the organism in Eukaryota, Metazoa, Platyhelminthes, Trematoda, Strigeidida, Schistosomatidae. Gene Ontology annotation, molecular function: protein binding.
GCUUUUAUUGAGCAAUUUUGAAAUUGAGCAGAAUGAAUGAUCUCGAUCCAAAUUAUGCAUCUGAAAAUAGAUAUCCAGUUUAUCAUCAUGUUAGUCCUCAACAGACAUCAAAUUCAAAUGAGAGCCUGAAUGUUACAGAUAAUAUAAAUCCAAAUGAUGAUUGCGAUAAAAAUCCAGAAGGAUUAAGUGAAUCAAAUCAUUUUACUGAACGUAGAACGGAGAACGAGAUUUCCUGCUUUAACCCGAUUAUGCCAGAAGCAAUUUCUCCGUUAUGGACGUUCGGAUUUAAUCAGUCUGUUCCGCUCAUAAACUUGAGUGAUGAUCGAUCGAGCAUAGUCUUUUAUUCGUCAGCUCAUCUAUUGGUAUUAUUUGACAUAAAGAACAAUAGUCAGAAGAUUUUAAGGGGACAUUGCAACGAAGUGACGAGCAUUUCAUGUAGUGGCGAUAAACGUUGGUUGGUUUCGGGUGAUCGUGGUAUUGAUAGUGCUGUCAUAGUAUGGGAUGUAAAAACUCGAGAAGCAGUUCGGACAAUCACCAAACCUCACAGCUAUGGUGUUAUAUCGGUUGCUCUAACCAAGGAUGCCCGUUACCUGGCUACGUUAGGCGCUGAUCCCGUUGAUCAGAGUUUCUCUAUUUGGAACUGGACUAUAGAAAGUAAUUUGCCACACUGUCAAGUGAAGAUAAGCGGCGAAAUGUCUUUUCAGACGAAAAUAGCGUUCAAUCCAGAUAACUAUUAUCAUCUUUCCACGAAUGGAGAACAUCAAGUCAUAUUUUAUUCGUGGAAAAAGAUAUGGUGGCCUAUGCCCCUUCCCUUAAAGAUGACGAUUUUAAACAGAAAGUUGGUCAGUUCUCUUGCACUCAGUACAUUCCUGAUAAAUCUAUUGCUAUAACUGGUACUUCAACUGGUCUCUUAGUUAUAUGGGAAUCAGACAAACAACGCGUUAAAGGAGAAAAUUCUGAAACACCCUAUAAACGGGCAACAAAAUUGAUUCCAUUGCAUCAGAAAGGAAUAACUUUUCUUACAACUACAGCUUGCCACCCUUAUGGGAAAUGUAUUGUUACUGGUGAUUCUAGUGGACAAGUGAAAUUUUUCGAUUGUAAUUUCAUGCUUUUAUUCUGGUAUCAAGAUCUUAAAUUUGGACCCGUGAAUUGUGUCAGUUUUGCUACAACUAGUCUUUUUACAGAAAAAAACAAAUCAAGUUUUACUGAAUCUAUCAAAGGAAAAGCUUAUCCUACUUGUGCAACAAUUGGUGCGGAGCCAUUUAUAAUAGAAGAUUUUAUAGUUAGUACUUCAAGUGCUUUCAUGAUUUCUGUUACAGUUGAGGGUGGACUUAAAAAGAUAAUUUUAAGAGAACACGAUUCAGAUGUCAACGGGUUGACUACUCAUCCAGUAUUGAAUCAUGUAGCAACAUGCAGUCAUUCUGGACUUGUAAAAAUUUACGAUUAUGAAAGCAAAUUAGUUGUCACAAUGAAAAGUUUUGGCUUGAACAAUCCAAUUCAAAGUUGCGUAUACGAUAAGACUGGACAAUAUAUUGCUGUCGGUUUUAUGAGUGGAUAUUUACGUGUCCUAGACUCGUUAACGUUGAAUGAGAUGACUUCUGAACCAUUUACAUAUGGAAAAGGUCCUAUCACUCAUAUUGAUUUCUCAUACUGUAAUAAUUACUGCGCGUAUGCUGAUUCUGCAUUCACAACAACAUUACUAUUACGUUCCAACACUCAUGAAUGUGAAAAUUCAUGGUGUUACGUAGCACGAGUUCGUGCUCAUAAUCGUAGAAUUACAGACCUGCUAUUUUGGACACUGACAGAAUCUAAAAGAUCUCGCCUAUUCACAUUAAGUGAAGAUAGAACAUUGGCUGAAUAUGAUUUAUAUAAUGCAAGGAAACAUUCAUUACCAGUGAUAGCUCGUUAUCAAGUUGAACAAUUAGCUAAACCAUUAUGUUUAAGUAUGCCACCAUUAUCAUGUUAUAAAGAAGAGUUCUUUUUUAUAUCAAAUUCUGCAUCUAAAAUAAAAUUAUAUAAUACUUCAACUUUAAUGUGUCGUAAGACUGUUAGUUCAUUCCCUCAAGGAAUUGAAUAUACAAAGGUUUUACCUCUGAUUUCUCAAAAAACUAAUUCAUGUUAUUUUAUGGUAUGUCUUUCGAAAGAACGAUUGGGAUUAAUUAUGCUCCCAUUAGAUGGUGAUCCAUUGAAGUAUACGAAUAUUAUUGCACAUCCAAGUAAUGGUCGAGGUGUUGGACAAGCUCAAGGGUUAGCUAUUGAUAGAAAUGGUCUCUAUGCAUUUACAGCUGGUGGUCCAGAUACUUGUGUACACAUGUGGACAUUAAAUCCUACUGUACUAGAAAAAACAGUCAAUAUAGCUGGUUGUAUGAAGAGAAGAUUUUAUGAUUUUCUAUCUCGAGAUUUUCUAGAAGAAAUGAAAGAUUACUUCUACUAUUCCAUGAUUAGAACACAGGGAAUUUGUUGUAUGGAUGAACGUAAAACAUCAUUCACGAUUCCGAUAACAGAAAUACCAUUUGUUAUGAGAGCAAUAGGUUUUUAUCCAACAGAAGCUGAGGUUGAAAAUAUGAUAAAUGAAAUCAAAUAUUCUAGAUUUUGUGAUACUGGAGAAUAUACAACAGAAAUUGACUUGGACACAUUUAUCCAAUUAUAUUGUAAUCAUCGACCAUUCCAAGGUAUAUUGUAUAAAGAUGUUGAGAGUGCUUUUAACAUUUUAACAAAUGCAAAUGUUGGUAACAAAGAUAAAUGUGCUGAAUUGUCGAAUUCUCAUGAAACAAUAAUACAAGAAAAACCAACUAUUACAAUGGAAGAAUUAUUUCUUACUUUACAGAAUUCAGGCGAAGCAAUCGGAGAAGCUGAAAUGUCCGAGUACAUGGCAAUUCUUUGGGGUAUUUUACCCGAAGGUGAUCGCCAAGAAAUCUUGGAGGAAAUUGAUCCGAAGAAAAUUGAAAAAGAACUUGAAUCACGUAUGUCAACACCCAUAAAUGCUGAAACUUUUGUAAGCGAUAUCUUACAAAUGUAUGUAUAUGGUGAAGAUAACCUUUCAGCCGGUCAUUCUAAAGAACUUUUAUCUAAAAAAAUACAACAAACUGAUACAUCUCUUCUUGAUGAGUUAGUGUCAAAUGGAAAAUAUGCUGCUAACUCAACGCAAACAGAAUGAAAUUCUCUUUCAUUUCUUUAACAGUUAAUCACAUCUAAAUUCAAUAUUUCUACUUCAGAUAAUGAGGAAAAAAGUUUACAUAGACAAAGAUUUUCACGUAUACAAUAUAACUACACAUUUACUGUGUCUUGAUUUUAAUAGUUUAGUCACCUACUUGAAGCUCUGUAUUUGAACGUUGAUUGUCCCACCAGAUAUUACAACAAAUUACCAUUCAAAGUGUCCAUGUAAUGUGGUAUUUAUCAUAAAAAGCCUGAUUCUCAUUACUAAUUAAUUAUGUCAUCGUUUUCCUCAUACAUGUGUUACGUCUCUUCGUCUAACGUUUAAGAAAAUAGACAUUUUGCAUAAAAAUAUUCCAGUCGAAUUGAUGUGAUCCAACAAUUAAUUUUUAUUCGAUGAAUAAAUUUUCUGGAUCCAGAGGGUUUUGAAUAUUUACUGAGAAUAAUAAAACAUACGGAGAUUUGUUCCUCAUUCCGUUAUUUAGAAAUGAUAUUUUGAGCUUGAUCUGUGUUGGAGCGUAGCUUGACUAUAUGAACUACAGUUCCUGUUUUUGCUUCUUACUAUCUUGAUGUAAUGUACGUUAAAUGCAAUAUGAAACGAAAGAUAUUUGCGAUAAGGUUCUGUGGUGUUAAUAUUUUUCUGUCUAUGUACAUUAAAUACAACUAUUCCAGUCAAACUUGAAGACAGGAAUGAAGGGAUUCAAAAAUAUAUUUGGAAAAUGGUUGACGCAUCCAGAAGUGCAUAUUUUAAACUGACUAGUCGUUGCAAGUAAUGGGCAGCAAAACCAACCCAAACGUGAUCUGGAGCAGAAGAAUUCCCAAAUACCUUCAAUUGGAGGGGUAUAUAUCAAACUGAUGAUGUCAGCAUAGAUUAGGAAACUUACCGAACUAC